AUGCCUAUUGCAAAGGCCUGUCCGUUCGAUGAUGGGACAGUUGAAACCCCUAUUAACCGGGAAUCGUGCAUGAUCGACUUGGUCUCCAGCUUCAUCACCAAGAGCGACAACUAUGACCGCAAUCACGGACCGAUUCAGCGAAGAAACGGAUGCGACCACCGCGUUGAGGUCAACGGAUUCGUCUCUAACCCGCUGAACCUGACUAUCGAACAACUGGUCAAUGACUUUCCACAGCACUCCGUCACAUGCACCCUGCAAUGUGCUGGAAAUCGUCGCCAUACCAUGCGCACCCGCAUCAAGGAGGUCCUCGGCGUCGAUUGGUUUGACGGAGCUGUGAUGAAUUGUACGUGGGAAGGCCCUCGAGUUCGAGACAUCCUACUCGCGGCCGGAGUCGACGUGUAUCAAGCCAUGCAUACCGAUGUAACACCUCGGCAUGUCCAUUUUGCCAAUUAUGGUGGCAAGACCCAGCAAGAUGAAUGGUAUGGAGGCAGCAUUCCCUUCGACAGGGUCAUGUGUCCCGACAUGGAUGUGAUCCUGGCAGUCAAGAUGAACGGUCUACCUUUGCCUGAUCGUCACGGCUUCCCCGUCCGUGCUAUUGUGCCCGGCGUACUUGGGGCGCGCUCUGUGAAAUGGCUAGAGCGCAUCACUGUCGCCGACAGGGAGUCACCCUGUUUCUAUCAGCAGCGUGACUACAAAGUCUUACCACAAGAUGCAGUUGAUGCCGCAACCGCAGCCAAAUAUUGGGCCCAGUGUCCGGCAAUGCUCGACAUGCCCAUCAACUCUUGUGUCGCCUGGCCGACUUCAGAGUCAACCAUCACGUUGCCGGCCUCGGGUGAAAUUGAGGUGUAUGGCUACGCCGUUCCACACGGUCAUCAAGGUCCCGUCGUCAGGGUACAAGUCUCUGGAGACGAGGGCCGGACUUGGACUGAUGCGCAUCUUGAGUACGGUGGCAAAGACGCAAGUAAAUGGACCUGGGUGCUGUGGAACGCAAGGAUCAAGAUGGAGAGAGGUCAAGGCAAAAAGAUAUUUGCCAAAGCCAGUGAUGCUGGCGGCAAUCAGCAAGAACACGAAAGAUCCCCCUGGAAUUUGAGAGGAGUCGCUUAUAAUGGGUAUGAAGCUGCCUUCAACCUGACGAUUGACUAG
This is a messenger RNA of Capronia coronata CBS 617.96, 1143 nucleotides long. Its product is annotated as sulfite oxidase. The transcript is spliced from 4 exons. Lineage: Eukaryota; Fungi; Ascomycota; Eurotiomycetes; Chaetothyriales; Herpotrichiellaceae. Gene Ontology annotation, molecular function: oxidoreductase activity; molybdenum ion binding. Gene Ontology annotation, cellular component: mitochondrion. Bases 1 to 1143 code for a protein of 380 amino acids. The record is from RefSeq and is a predicted model, not a curated record.